UAAAGCCCUGCAACAGCAUGUGUUUGACGCGCUGACACACGCACGCACGCGCACCACGCUGACCAUCAUACGACUGGUGCUCACCGCUUUCUUUCGAGGGACGGAGACAGAUGGAGGAAGAGAGGGAGAGAGAAGGAGAGCGGGAGAGAGAGAUGAGGAUGGAUAGAGAAGAGAAGGCUGCAUGAGGACGAGGACAGAAAACUGGGUGACUGGCUUAAAGAAGACAGCGCGCGGAGGAGACGGAGCUUGGGCUUGAGCAGGUCUGGUGUGGAGACAACAGGAGUGCUAGAAGAGCAAGGAGUGGGGAUGUUUCGGGGAGAGCAUGCAGAUUGCCAGCGUCAGUACCACACCCUGGCCGUCAGUCCGCGACGCUUCUCCAGCCCUGACAUGGACGCAAUGGCUAAGAUCCACAAGGGUGACGCCGAGAGACAGCGAAUCAAGCACCCGGGCCAUCAUGCUGCCACGCUUGUGAGCGGCAAUUGCUCACGACAACAGCAACCACAUUAUUGGAGUUUUAAGGCGAGGACUCCACGGACUAGCAGUGCAGGACAGCAGUCUCUGGGCGAUCAGACAGGAGGACGACCCUUCUAUGCCUCUGCGGAGAACUUGGAGAGCAUGGGUGAUGCCGAGCUCCCUCUGGCCUUCAGCCGCACGAACCGCCUCCGACAGAGCCUUCCACUCGCUCGCUCGCCCAGCCAGAGCAAACUCCGAGCACCUGGCGUGCUGUUUCUGCAGCUCGGUGAUGAGACACGCCGUGUGCAUGUGGCGCACGAGAUCACCACCAUGGAGACGCUCCAUGCGCUCAUCGCGCAUGUCUUCCCACAGAAGCUGAACGUGGGGUCACUCCGCUCGCCUUCCAUCGCCGUCCUCAUCAAGGAUGAGGCACGUAAUGUCUUCUAUGAGCUGGAGGACCCGCGUGACAUCCAUGACCGCUGCGUCCUCAAGAUCUAUUGCCGAGAGGCGCAAUACGCUGGGCCGCACCACACACACCUCGCCAACGGAGACCUGAGGCGGGAGCUGGUGUACACCUCACGUGAGUCUUCUCCCACCCGCCGUAUGAACACCCUUCCUGCGUCCUCCUCUCCUUCGGGUUCUCCGUCACGCUCGCAUUCCCGUGUCUCCUACACUGGAGGACGUCCUUCCUCAUAUGCAGGCCCUCCCCCGUCCCCUCAGCCACACCCCUACCAGCACCAGCCUCACGCACCUCAGCCGCCUGGCCACGCCCACCCGGCCUUUUGCCCCUCCCCCAGCGCCAUAUUGGAGCGACGCGACGUGAAGCCAGAUGAGGAGAUGGCACCGCCAUCUAAGAGUGUGGUGCUGCUGAAGAACGAGGCAAUAUACGCUGACCCUUAUGCACUUAUACAUGAUCCACGUCUGGGCGGGUUGUCUGCCCAGGCUCUGGCCUACCGCCGCCCCUCGCUACGCUCACUGGGACCCUACUCAGCCGCUGCACUGCAGUGUGAACUGGAGGGUGCCCUCUACAGGCCUGGAGGACCUCUGUAUGCAGAUCCCUACGCCACCAUGGGGUUCCGCACCCUACCACCAGCUUCUCCGCAGAAGCUAUCUGAUGGGAGAGACCCGUAUAGGGGGCAGCCGGCCCGAGGUUCCCCAGGAAGGCAGGGCUACAGGAAGGACGGGACAAUGUUCGUAGAGAGCCCCAAAACGCGGCCUGGAGGACCACAGCUGGAUCAAAUGUGUGUAGUCGGGGGACCAGGAGGGGAGGCAGUGACGUUGCCGGGAUACAGUACUCCGUUACCUGGAAACGAAAUAGAGACCAGGGAGAGAAUGGAGGCCAUGGAGAAGCAGAUAGCCAGUCUGACUGGUCUGGUCCAGAGCGUUCUCACCAGGCCUCCGGACAGUCCUGAGAAGGCCGAAACAGCAAGUGACUGCUCAGGCCCUGACUCUGGCAGGUUUAUAAAAAGAAAAGCCAUGACUCCCUCUGCUCCUUUGGCCCUGAUGCCACCUCCACCCAAGGCAGCAUCUCAGCCAAUCAUGAUGUCCCGCUCCCAAAUGCAGCUCCACCUGAAUGAGCUACAGGAGAGCACAUCAGACCUACGCAGGCAGCUAUCACAGUUACGCAAACUACAGUUGCAGAAUCAGGACUCAGUGCAUGCACUACUGAGACAGACAGAGGCAGAUCUGGGCCUUUGUCUGAUUGAAGCAUCCCGGACACAAGAGGACCCUCUGCAACGCCAGCGCCUCCUAGUGGAGGAAGAGAGACUACGCUAUCUUAAUGAAGAGGAACUGAUUAUACAGCAACUACGUGAUCUCGAGCGUUCAGUGGAGGAAAUGAAAACUGGUGCAGGGCUUAAUCAUCGCUUAGUAACAGAACAGGAAGUUGAACAGAAAAGUCAAGAGCUCAGAAGACUUGGGGAGACUCUCACUGACCUCAAGAAUCAGUUCCCAACACUACAGAGUAAGAUGCGGGUGGUGCUGCGGGUGGAGGUGGAGGCUGUGAAGUUUCUGAAGGAGGAGCCCCUCAGACUGGAAGCGCUACUCAAACGCUGUAGAAAUGUCACUGAUACACUAACACUGCUGAGAAGGCAGGUAUCUGAAGGCAUAUGGAAGAGACCGGAAGACUUCAGCAGUUCGGUGUCCAGUGACACUGACUUCGUAAAGGGAUGUGAUCUGGACAUCCUCACCAGUCCAUCUCUGAGCAGUAUGCAUGAACUGGCAUCUGCUCUCCCGGGCACAGCUGCUUUCUCUGCCAGCCUGGGUUCCAGUGCCAACCUGGGCAGUAACUCUACCCUCACCAACACUGCCAGCAUAGGGUCUACUGCUAGCCUGUCCAGUGCCCUUGGCAGUGCUCUGAGCUCAAGUUUGGGUGGUGCCACUGCUUUAACGGGCACUACCACUCUAGGGAGCUGGCUGGCGGGUACAGGUGCAGUUGACAGCAGCUUCCCCCUGCAGGAUGGCACCUUGGUGGGCUUGGCUAAAAGCCGUGGCCUAGACGAGCCCCUGGCACGGAGAGAGCUGGACAAAGGGGUGUCCGUGGAAGUGCGUCUGGCAGCAGAGCGGGACUGGGAGGAGAAGCGAGCGAGUUUAACCCAGUUCAGCACCCAGGACAUCAACCGACUCUUAGAAGAGACCCAGGCAGAGCUCAUGAAGGCCAUACCUGACCUGGACUUUGCUGCCAAGCAGAUCACCAAACCGGCUGUGCCCCCGAAACCACAGCUCUCCUCUCUCCCCAAACCAGCUUCGGCCUCCUCCACGCCCAGUUCUACACCCGAACACCACCCUGUAAAAACUUCACCCAGGCCAGGCAGCAAGGAAAAUGCCCAACGCAGGGAAUCAGGGGAGUUGACAGUUGCACGACAUCGGACAGAGAAGCUAUCCAAGUCUCCACCCCCUCCGCCCCCACGGCGCAGUUUCCCGUCAGGCCAUGGGCUUACGACCAACAGCAGUGGAGAGGUCAUCAUUGUUAGCAAAAAUGUGAAAAAACUUGAGAAGAGUGAAAAUGGUGAGGAGUCAGACAUGUCAACUCAGACGUCUGCAAUCAAAUUCAGACGACCAUCGACCUCGGAUGGGCCACGCCCCCCCUCCACCCCUCCAGUCAUUGCUGCCUCUGGGAUGAAGGAGGACGAGGAUGAGGAAGAGAAGAUAAUGGCAGAGCUUGAGAUCUUCCAGCGAGCCCCAGCAAAGUUGACCACCACCACCAAGUCCAACACUCUCCCACGACCCUCUUGUACCAGCACAGCCUCUCUGGGUGUGCUGACCCGCAGUUCUAUGAGGAGAGAGUCCGUGAGCACGUCCCCUGGGUCAGCCAAGCCUUCGGCUGCAUUCCGCCUAAAGAACCUGCAGCAGACCAGCCUGGAGCGGAAAGGCCGGAAGCAACGUGAAGAGUUCCCCAAACUCCAGCCAGGCCAGCAGCAGGUAUUCCACUUCUAAUGGUGGCCGUGCCCCCCCUCCCCCCGCUCCUAUGCCCACCGCUGGACCUCACCUGAACACCCGCGAUUCUGAGCCGGAGCCGAAGCUAAGUGUGGCGUGUGGCACUAGGGCACUAGCUGCUAUGCUAGCAGCAGCCCAGUGCUAACUACCAUGCUAGCCAAUCACCUGGUGAAGCUCGCAGGCUGAACGCUAACUGUUUCUGCAGCAGCUGAGCGUUGCCCGUAUCAAUAGGAGCUAAGCGGUUCUGUGGUUAACAUCUAUGGACUUAUUUGGUUCAGUAGUGGAUGAGUGUCACCUGUGAGGAAUGUCAGUAACUAUUAGUUGUUCUAGUCGGAGUUCUGAUCUUGAGUCUGAAAAUUUACGAGUGUCCAUCACAGCUGCUGCGUAGGUACUGUGACACACAACUGUGUGUAGCAUUAGAUGGCUGGUUUCCUCCUCCCUUCUAUGUUCUUCCAAAACUGAAGAAUUGCAUGACUCCAUGCAUCCAGCAAACAUAUGGUCAGAGCCCACAAGAGCUGCUCUCAAAGUUCCUCUGGCUGCUAAAAUGCAUCAGUGUUUUGGAAGAAAACCGUUCGCAGGCUGAAAAUGGUGCCCCAUUACCCAUAUUGUGUGCUUAUAUCACCCUCCUUUUCUCUUUUCCAGCACUUGCGAUUGGGUUGGGCUGACAUUUAACUUUUGUAAACAGGCAUGUUUAACCUAAAGGCUUGUCUGGCUUUAUGCUGUGGCUAUAAGCUACGUGCCCAGAUUGCCUCCUUCCUACAUCUUAAAGAUCCUCCUUUGGGUCUCUGCUCUUGAGCCAUCAUUCUGUUUCAGUGCCAGCACAGGCAUGCUGCAGGUCCCCUGUAUGUCUUUAUUACACCAAUCCAGACAAAAUAAAUGUGGAUUUUGUGCUAUAUAAUGUACAAGAACUAGAGCAUUCUUGUUUUAACAUUUAUCUUUAAUGGGUUGGAUGGGGUCACAGCAUCAGUGGAUACCAAGGCUACUCACCAAGGCUAAUUUACAGUCCAUCUUGACAAAAAUAUGGAAAAAUUGCUGUCUGCUUGGGGGCUUGGGGGCCAUUUUGUCUACUUUGUAUAAUCUUAAAAUGUGCAGCUAUUAGUACUUCUUGAUCAGUCUUAUUGUGUAACAGGACUGAGCAAGUGCACAUUUUGAGCUCUUCGACUGUACUGCCAUAGCUACAGAUUCUUCUGUUGCUUUUUUUAGUGUUGCAGUUCUAACAUUAUCAAGGGUUAACAGCCCACAUAUAUGGACAUUUUUAAAAAGUUAGGGUUGUUUGUUUGUUUUGAAAAAUGUGUUCACAUAACUAGCUGGCUAACCUGCCUACGUGUAGACUGGGUUCAAGCGUCAGUGUAGCUUGCCUUAAAUUGGCAUUACCUCGAUGACAUGCGGCUAAUUCUGAGACCGCGGUAGCAAAGGACUGUAAAAGAAAAAAAACAUGCUGCAGUGUGCUAAUGCUUUCAUUUCUUUCCUAGACUACAAAUUCUUUUAAUCCUCAAAGAAGGUUCAUGGUUGGACCUAUAUGCUCUGUGACUGUGGCUCAGAUGAGGGCCAACAAUGACACAAAAAACAGUAAAUCCAUGUGACCCAAUUAAAAAAAAAUGUUUUUUUCACUCAGUUCUGAGACCCAAAACAAAGAGGAUUGAAAAUAGAAAACUUCACUCUAAAAUGUAGGCACCAAUUACAGCAAGAUGAAAGAAGAGACUAAAUUCCAAGAAGAUGAAAAACUUAGUGUUACUUACUAAAGAAUACAAAUAACAUUGAGUUUCAUUUAAAAAAAAAAUGUUGGUUAGUUGAGGAAUAGGAGCAGGGCACUCUGGGGAGAUGAAAAGAGGAAGCACUCCAGAGAGAGGAACAGUGAAAGAGAAAAUGUUGUAGAUUCCUGUGAGACACUUAUCUGUAAGGGCAGCCUUCAUAGUCAUAGCUCUUCUUCAUAGCUCUUCCCCAAUACAGUCUAAAGAAAUGAGAGAGGGAGAGUGAGAGAGAGGAGGAGAGUAUACAGGAGACCUGGGGGAAAGAUGGAGAAUGAGAGAGACAGAGAGAAAGAAUAAGAGAGAAGAGAAUAAGGUUUUUGUUCCUCUCCACUUAACAUUUGGGCCAGCCUCUAUCCCCUUGCCUCUUUCUCCUGCUUGUAGGACUAAUCUUUAGGCCAUUGGCUAGCUGAGAGCUACAAAUCUUGGCCAGCUCGCUGCGGUACAUUGGGCUGUGUUGCUGACCCAUAACUGAUCCAAGGACAAACUGACACUUAGAAAAUGAAGAAGAUUGAUUCUCCCAAUUAGCCAUGUAACGACAGGUUCCAGAUCCUUUUCUGCUUGGAUCCUGACAGUAAAGCUGUGGGUCUCAAACUAAGUAGUUCAGAAAACUCAAGAAGGAAAGUUAAGGUGAUAUUAAUGGUUUAUGAUUUGAGACUGAAUGCCACUGACACCUGUGUUAGCCAGCCUUGUUUAUGGCUGUCUUAAAAAACUGUCUCAGGUGUGUUAAGCUUGUAAAAGUGAAAGCUGCAGUAAAUGCAGUUUCCAUUGAAUGGAUUGAAGUAGCAUAGUCGUGAGGGUGGGAGGGUAGUGAGAGAAGGGACAUGUUUGCUAGUGCAAGGACUAGAUGCAGAAGAUAAACAGGCUACUUGAACCACCAGAGAAGGGUUGCAGUUAUCCAUGCGGCUUUCUCUAGCAAAUUUUGGUUUUUUGGACUUUUCACGUAUUAUUUAUCAAAACCAGCAGGAAAUCUGCCACCAUAUUUUUUCUCCAGUCUGACCUAUGCACUGAAAUAAAUCUCUUAAAAACACACACACAGUAAGUGGCACAGAAUGACUGUAUACCUUUCAGGAGUCAUACAUGUAGAGAAAUCAUUGAGCCAGGUGUAUGUAGCUUUACCACUUCAUCUCUGAGACAUUUGGCCAAUUUUCCAGAAAUGCAAGUCACAUUGCUCUUUGCAGACUAACAGCCAACCCUGAAUCGUAAGGAGCGUUACUGGAAGUAAAAAGCUUUCUCUUGUGGAAGUGGUUUCUCCCAGCUCUCAAAUUCCUUCACAACCCUUCAAGAGUUCUUUAUGUAGAAUACACCUUAUGAUCUGCCAGUAAAGCCCCGCUUUCUGUUGUGUGAUGGAAGAAUGAAAGAAAUUAUUUAAAAUGACCCGAACAAAGUUUUUCUGCACUUAUUAACAUUAAAGUGUCAUAUAUUAAAAGAACAUAGUUCAUAGUUUGUAGCAUACACACACAACUACGAACCCCUAAGGCUCCACAUAUUUUGUGUUUUAAAGGUUGUUAACACAACUAAAGCUUGGUUAAUGAUAGGUGUGGAAGUUGUUAUUGACAAAAUACCUUUAACAAGGUAAGAGUACAAUUCUUUGUGACUUUAUGCUAAUUAACUAACCAUUUGGCUUAAUUUAUUAUACCAUAUUAACAUUCUUCAUCAGCACCAAAUAUGUGAAAACUGUACUUAACGGUGUUUAGAACACUAUUUACUAGUAUUACUAGUAUUUUGCAAGCCUUUAUUUCCUCCCUAGGGCAACACUAAAAGGCUCUUGUAUAUCGCUACUAACAUAGAGAUAAAUGAUGCCUGGAUUCACCCUUUUAUGUGGGUUUUCUGAGGAACAUCCCAACUUGCAUUCUGGUGACCUAUCAGUUGUGAGCACCAUUGGACUGAACCAGAGUAUGGCAGAGUUCCCACCCAUCUGUCAGAAGGCCAUUAGAGCCAGACUGUUUCUGCUUUUGUGCCCACACAAAGGUCAGACUCAUCUGGUACACUGUGAAGCCGCGAGUGAUGCCCCUUUCCAGCAAACUGUCUUCAUCUAGGCUUGCUGCUCGAAGCAGGUCCUCACGGUAAAUUAGAGGUCCAUGUCUGGUGACCCUUAAUACUUGUCUGCCAUUUUGGCUCAGAAAGCAGCCUGAUGUGUAAACCACAGUGACAGUUACACAGAUGCCUGUGUAGAUUAAGUGGCCAAAGGGAUGUUUUAUGCAUGAAUGGUCAAAUGGUUUGCUUCUCUUAAGUGGCAGGAUGGGUGUCUGAAUGUGUGUGCUUGCUAUGGUUUGUUUUUGAUACAUGGUUUUGGUUGGUCUUUGGGACAUUGUGCAGUAUGUUUACAUUUUAAGACUACAUAAGUAGAAGUACACUUACAUAAAUAUAUUUUUAAUUCUAUGUAAACUUCAAACUGGAACUUGUGCUUAAGGUGUUUUCCCUGUCUAUCUGAAUUUAAUGUUUUGCACUUCUGAAUAGCUAGUCAGUAAAAUGUUUUCCAUAUGAGCUGUUAAAUUAAGAUAAUAUAAAAUACCACUGGGAGAAAAUAUCAAAGCUUUAUAUCAAAGCUGAUAUAAAAAAAAAAAUUAAGAUAAUUUCACACAAUAUUUUUUAACAAAUGAUGUAUAAAAGGAUGUUAUAAGUGCUGUUGAAGCAACUUUCUUGCAAGAUCUGAAAGCAGCAGCUUAAGCCCUCUACAGAAUGUUUCUUUGUGUUUACCUCAAGUGAACCCAGUUUUAAAUGGUGCUGCCAGAGAAAUUUUACCCUCCAGACAUUUUCUAAGGCAGGCCAGUAUCAGCAACUCCUAGAUCUGAGGUUGAUCUGGUCACAGAUAGUGGAGUUUUGAUUUGAUAACACUCAAUAUACCUCAUCUACCUCUAUAAAAUUAAACUGUUUUUCAGUUAAAACCACAAUUGAUCUAGUUGAAAUACUUAUCAGACAGGCUGUCGCACUGUGAUCACUAUAAUGCAUUGCAUAGAAUAUGAGACAUAAGCUAUAUAAGCUAUGUUUGCUUUAAAGGCACUUUUAAACCAAGGGUUGAGGCAAUUUAGCCCAUAGACAUUUUUGUUCUAUUACACCUUGCUGCCUGGCCCAGUUGUAUAUGGAACUAGGAUGAAACAUGACUCUAGGUCAUUAGAGAGUAUUUGAGCACUAGGAUGAAGCCUUCUGUUUUACAGAAUGUGCUUGCAUGUGUUUCGUAACUGAACAUCAGGAGCAUCUUUAAAGGAAAAUGCAAUUAAUAUUUCCGUCUCUCCUCUCCUGCUGUUCACCUUUGCUCACUCCACCCCUCCAUCCCCCAUAAAUCCUCACUCUUCCAUUCACUUGACAGAUUUUCAAGGAAAGAGUAAUGCCUAACGGCCUCUAGACAUCACAAAAUAAGCGAGUGCUGCAUAAUAUACACCAUAUAAAGGAGGAGGUCCAUAUUAACACUUAUUCUUCAGACGGAAUUUACUUUAAACCUAAAGGCUAGGCAACAGCUAACAAAAAAGUCUAUCACUAAGCAGAAAACAGGACAUCGCGAUUCAGUGUUGAUGUAGAAUGUGAACUGCAUUAUUGGGUGAAAUAGCUAAAGAAAUAUUACAUCUGUGUUACAUCUGUGGCAUAUGUUUUUAUUAGCUUGUUUAUUUAGUUACAUAUCAUGACAUUGAAGCAGUUUUUACUGCGGCUGUGUAUUUGUUAGCAAUAUUGGGAGGCCAAAAGUAUAGUCCUUAUGUAGCAAACUCCAAACUCCACCAAUCUUAAAAGUGAGUUGUUAGCUGUUAAAUCAUGAAGGGUCUUCUUAUUAAGUUGUUUGUCAGGCUUACUGUAAACAAGGCAUUAACCCUUGACCAAAGCAUUCGGACAAACUCUGUAUAUGUCUAUAAAAGACAAAGGCAUCACUUAAGAUUUCCUUAGGCAAAACUUGCUUUGCAAAUCCAAUCAACUUCAAUAUCCCUUUCAGCUUCUAAAUGGUUAACCACAGCCCCUCUCUUUUCUAACUGGCAUGUUAACUGGCAUACGUUUUAGCCAAUCACUGUCCUUUCCUCUCUCCUCCCCUAAGAGCUGAUCCAAUCUUAGGUGAUUGCUGAAGGUGAAAGAAGCCUUUGAGGAUGUUGGACACAGUGGACCCCAAGUAGGAUACUGAACCUCAAGUUGCAUGUCUUACAAUAUGUGUAGUACAUUAGGGUAAGUUAUAAAAAGGUCAGAUAUUAAAAUCAUGUUUGCUAAAUGUAAGAAUGUUUUACUGUACAUAUAAUAAAAUAACAUCAUAUGGUGCAUUAAACUACGUAUGCAGACACCAAUUCCCAGUAAAGUGAACAAACAAAGCUAAUGUGGAUAGAUGAUAUAGUGGCCAAACUUGCUGUUCAUAUGAAUAAGUUGAAUCUUACUGAAACAAAAAAGUAAAAAUCAUAUAGCAAUUAUUAAGAGAUGUUACUAUAUCCUGCAAUAACUUAGCACCAUAUUAAAAAUAGCAUCUAACUAACUGUGAUCAGUUGUGAUAGUUAUUAAAAUGUAUUUGUUGCCGAAAGUUGUUUAUGAAAUGUAGUGUUUCAUACAAUUAGUAUCUUUUGUAUUUUUCUACUUCAGAAUGAGAGGAUAUACUGGCAGAAACUUCAAAAUUAAAAAAAAGAACCAUAAUUUCUUUCCCUUACCCAACAUCUGCAACAUGAGCAUUCCAUUAUUAUGAAAGUAAGUGUACCAUACUUAAUCAGUUUCCAAUAUCAGAGCUAAAUAAAAAAUCUGAGUUAAUUAUUUCAUUAUACUAUGAACCGCAGCAUAGCAACUAGAUGUAUGAUCUGAACACUUACUCAGCACUGUCUGUCUUUGGCCUCUGUAAAAAGUAAUCUAUGCUAAAAUAUAUAUGAAGAAAUAUAUCCUGAAAUACCCAGGUAAUGACAAUGAGAAGUGGAUUGUGUUGAGUGUGGAUAUUAAAUUGUAACCUAUUUGCCAAAUACAUUUCCACUGAGUUAAUUCAUUGUUUGACAGAAUUGUUUGAUCUUUCAUCCCAUUUCAUAUACAUCACCCUAUCCAGCUUCACCUUUGUCUCCCUGAGUUCAGUUAAAAAUACAAAAGUGUAAAAGAGUUUAAUGUUGAAAUUUUGAUCAAAGACAAUCAAAAACCGUUGUAAACAUCACAUGUCAAUAAAUGACAUUUAUGAUUGCAGCACUUUUAGACACUGCAGUUGAACUUUCUAAAGUAGAUUUUAAAAUCCUCAGCUCUGACCCAACUCACAACAAAUGCACAGGCAUAAUUCCCAGUCAGGGAAUGGCCACAGAGCCAGAUGUAUUUGCCUACACAAAGCUGGUGUUAUCAACAUCACUGGAGGCCUCUGGAAUAAAAAAGCAUUGUUUCCCUACCACAAAAUGUUGAUUGGCAAUACCCCAGUAAGAUAACAUAAGCACAACAUAGAAGCACACUCCUGUUGGCUCAGUUCCGUACCUGUUGUCUUAACAUCAGUAAAUAUUUUAACCUCUUAAACUCCAGACUCAUUAUUUAGUUACUAAUCUUAAAGCAUAUUAUUCAGUAACCACUAUGAAUUACUCAGUAACUGCUAUGAAAUUAAUACAAAAGCUAUGUAAGUAUGAGGGUUUUUAAGAGGCUAAUCUAAAGAUGGGUUAAUAUGCUGCAAUGUCUCUGAUAAUGCACAUGUAGAUGUCUCUGAAUGAGUGUGUGAAAUAUGGCAUGGGAGAAAACUACUAACACUAAUGUGUGGGGGAGGAUUUAACUGUACAUAGUCUGUGCUAUUACACUAUACUAAUUUAGUGAAUUUGUAUGUAAGUUUUUUUUUCUUUAAUAAAGAAAUGUUAGUGCUAAACUGCAUGUACAGUAUACCUAAAGUCACGCAUGCAGAAGCGACUCUGUAAGCUCUGUUUUUGAGUGUAAAAUAGACUGAAUUCUGUAUAAAGGAGAUAUUUUUUGUUAAGAUUAGUAUCAUAUGUGUAGGUGGGUCAGUCUGGCUCAUUUUACUGUUGUCUGUAACCUUGUAACUGAAACCAUUGUUUGAAAUGGUCUGUGGCAGAUUAACUAUGAGCAAUGUUACUAACUCUAGGAGACACAGCUCACUCAUGUUCCAGAAUGUGUAGAGUGUUUACAAAAGACUUUGUGAUAACAAUAAAGUGUGAAUGCACAUCGACCAAUAAAAAUAUAUCUAUUUGGAGAAAUUAUGCUGCUCUAGUGGGAAAAAAAUCUAAUGCUAAAAUCUGUGUACCUGAGACUGUUGGUUUUGUAUAUUCUGUUGUGUUUUUGUGAGUAUUAAAGUGGAUAUCUUGUA
Messenger RNA from Electrophorus electricus (electric eel), 11868 nucleotides. Lineage: Eukaryota; Metazoa; Chordata; Actinopteri; Gymnotiformes; Gymnotidae. The record is from RefSeq and is a predicted model, not a curated record.